Messenger RNA from Metarhizium brunneum ARSEF 3297, 930 nucleotides. The record is from RefSeq and is a predicted model, not a curated record. NCBI's taxonomy places the organism in Eukaryota, Fungi, Ascomycota, Sordariomycetes, Hypocreales, Clavicipitaceae.
AUGGACGUGGAUUGGAUAGACAUGGAUGAGGCCGGCGUCGCUUGGCUGGGAAACAUGGGUGAAUGCAAUAGCUUGCUGGUAAGAUGGCCGGGCCCUGUCCAUACGUAUUUUGCAUUUUACUUGAGCACCCAUGUUUACGUCUCACACCAGGACGAGUACUCAUAUCAACCCAACGAGGCAUUUGGUUCCACGCCAAACCUGUUCAACACCGGCGAUAGUGGUGCCAUUCCAUGCAUAAAAGAACCUGGCUCCGAGUUCGGCCAAGAGAUGGACCAAUUCAUUCGCCUUCCGUACCCUUCCCUGGUAUCUGAUCUGUCUUUAAAUCACUAUCAGCGCACAUCUAUAUCGGAGUCCUCUACUUGCUCCAACUCCAACGAUACCUCACCUCCUGAAGAGGCACUGCCUCUCAAACCCAUACAAGAACCUUGCGGUCAAAUCCAUCCGACACAAUUUUCCAAUGACCAGCGGAAUAGCUCCACGUCCACAGCUAUGGAUUCCACCGAGACACAUCCCACGAAAGACAGACGCCCAAGAACACGCCGCAAGAGGGCAGCGCGCAACACAAAGGUAGACGACGAUGACGGAUGUUUCAAAAAUAGUCCUGCUGCUGGUGAAAAAAAUCACCGGCUGCGGGGCUGUCACAACCAAGUAGAGAAGAACUAUCGCAGCAGGUUGAACAACGAGUUUCAGCUGCUGCUGGAUGCGCUUGCAGACUGUACAAGUGAGAAGGAUAUGACGUCGGCGGGCUUCGCAGACCGUGGCACCAAGAACCAGAGCAAAGGGUCGACUUUGCGACUUGCCAGGCGCAGGCUGUUGGCGCUGCAUACGGAAAAUCGCCUUCUUGGUAGUGAGUUGAGGGCGAUAAGACAUGCAUGGACGGAAUGGCAAAUGGCAUGGAGCGGCAACAACCCCGUCACGCAGGAGUACUGA